UAUGGAACAUAAAUAACAUCUUUGAACAGGUCCACGUCAUUGAUAGGCAUGAACUCCAAAUUGAUCAUAUCAGUCUUUCAGACAAUGGAUUGGCAGUUACCGUUACUAGAUCAUUUGUUGGUGUUUGGGAACUUCGAUCUGGUCGAUUAUUAUCAAAAUUGGCAGAUAGUCAUUUGGGGGCAAUAGUUACACAUGCUGAAAUUUCACCACCGGAUGGAAAGUUUAUUGUAUCAUCAGAGACCGGAAAAUUAUUGACUUGGAACAGAGUAUCAGAGCAAGUACUGUUUCGGGACGAUCAACCGGGUAUUCAACAGAUAAAAUUUUUAGAUGGUGGUGAAAAAGUUAUGGCGAUUUCUUGCGCUAACGUUAAUCGUAAAACAGAGGACGCAGAGUGUGGCGAUUUGAUAGCCCUUGUUCGGAUCAGAAGCAUACCUGAAGGUUCACUACUAUGUGCCUUUGAUUAUCCUUUUAAAAUAAUUCCAGGAAUCCCAUUCAGAAAUGCAAUUAUUACGUCUGAUAACAGUCAUAUUGUCGUUGUGACGAUUGACAAAGCAAAUAAAGAUUCCAUUAGCGUAUUCACUUCUUCAGGGAAUCAUGUGCAUAAAAUUCCGUUGCGCGGCUACAGCAUUAAGGAAGUCCUUUCUAUAAUUCCUCUUCCGCAUAAGCCCACACAAAUCGGGAUAAUUGGUAGUGAAAAGGGUAGCAUAAUUGACAUAAAAACCAAAAGACAUGUUCGAUCGGUUCCAAAAUGGAAUGGAAGCUGUACACGUGAUGGAAAAUUCGGUUUGUUUGCGCCAACACGAGGAGGCCUAGAAUUGUUAGAACUCCGCAAGGGAUUUACAGUUAAAACAUUCAUACCAAAAGUAGCUGAAGGUGUUUUCACCGUGAUUUGUAUGUUUACCGAGGGGGAUGAAUAUGUACUGUACUAUCAUAGUGGCAAAAAGACUCUGCGAGUUUUUCGGACAUCAAAUACAGAAAUGAUUGCUAACUAUAGGAUGCAGGCUGAACUGACUGCAAUUAAGAGUACAACUGAUGGUAAGGGAUUAGUUUUGGGCACUGUCGAUGGAUGUUUAUCCGUUUUCGCAAUAGCGGAUCCUGAGAAAGAUGAAACAUCCAAAUUUUUGGCUGACCUUCCCAGUCGAGAUGAACAAUGGAAGAAGAAGUUGGCAAAGAAAAAAGCGCGUAUAAGAUUUAAAGCAACUAUUACUCUCGUUAAAUUAUGUUUGAAAUUUGAACAGAAAUAUGCUAUCAAUGGCACAUCUGCUGAAAAUGGUUCGAAGAAACCAGAAAUUGAACAUAAUGUGGAUAUUUAGUUUUUUUUUAUUAUAUGGUGAUGGGCUAAUGUCCCGCCUAGAAUGUUAUGUUAAAUAAAAAGAAUAAUUUUUCCUUUUUGUUAA
Molecule: messenger RNA, 1397 nt
Organism: Sitodiplosis mosellana (orange wheat blossom midge)
Lineage: Eukaryota; Metazoa; Arthropoda; Insecta; Diptera; Cecidomyiidae
Exons: 4
Coding region: 345-1313 (322 amino acids)
Molecular function (GO): protein binding
Source: RefSeq, a predicted model, not a curated record